Molecule: messenger RNA, 2414 nt
Organism: Carlito syrichta (Philippine tarsier)
Lineage: Eukaryota; Metazoa; Chordata; Mammalia; Primates; Tarsiidae
Gene: HMGCLL1
Product: 3-hydroxymethyl-3-methylglutaryl-CoA lyase like 1
Exons: 10
Coding region: 1-1113 (370 amino acids)
Biological process (GO): L-leucine catabolic process; ketone body biosynthetic process
Cellular component (GO): endoplasmic reticulum; cytosol
Molecular function (GO): hydroxymethylglutaryl-CoA lyase activity
Source: RefSeq, a predicted model, not a curated record
AUGGGGAACGUGCCCUCCGCGGUGAAGCACUGCCUGAGCUACCAGCAGCUUCUCCGGGAGCAUCUCUGGAUCGGAGACUCAGUGGCAGGGGCGCUCGAGCCCGCGCAGGCAUCUGUUCCAACAAACCUUCACUGCUUUGAACCCUACCUCUCUGGUUUCACAAUUUCCUUGGCAGACUCCAUGGCCUAUAGCUACCUGGAAUCAUCCCGGUUAUCAGGCCUCCCCGAGUAUGUUAAAAUAGUGGAAGUUGGACCUCGAGAUGGAUUGCAGAAUGAAAAGAUUAUAGUUCCUACAGAUAUAAAAAUUGAAUUUAUCAAUCAACUUUCCCAAACUGGCUUAUCUGUAAUAGAAGUGACGAGCUUUGUGUCUUCCAGAUGGGUACCACAGAUGGCAGAUCACACUGAGGUGAUGAAAGGCAUUCAUCAAUAUCCAGGAAUUCGCUAUCCUGUUCUUACUCCUAAUCUUCAGGGUUUUCACCGUGCUGUUGCGGCUGGAGCCACUGAGAUAUCAGUUUUUGGUGCUGCAUCUGAAUCUUUUAGCAAGAAGAAUAUCAACUGUUCCAUUGAAGAAAGUAUGGGAAAGUUUGAGGAGGUUAUUAAGUCUGCAAGGCACAUGAAUAUUCCAGCACGAGGGUACGUGUCUUGUGCCCUGGGCUGUCCCUAUGAAGGAAGCGUUACACCACAAAAAGUGACAGAAGUGUCUAAGAGAUUGUAUGGCAUGGGCUGUUAUGAGAUCUCUCUAGGAGACACAAUUGGAGUGGGAACUCCAGGAAGUAUGAAAAGAAUGUUGGAAAGUGUCAUGAAAGAAAUCCCACCAGGUGCUAUUGCUGUUCACUGUCAUGACACAUAUGGACAAGCCUUGGCAAAUAUCCUUACGGCCCUCCAGAUGGGAAUUAAUGUGGUGGACUCUGCAGUAUCCGGGUUGGGUGGUUGUCCUUAUGCAAAAGGUGCUUCUGGGAAUGUAGCCACUGAGGAUUUGCUAUAUAUGCUUAAUGGCCUGGGGCUCAAUACAGGUGUGAAUCUUUACAAAGUGAUGGAAGCUGGUGACUUUAUUUGCAAAGCUGUGAAUAAAACCACAAACUCUAAAGUAGCACAAGCCUCCUUCAGUGCUUGACUUGAAUGGAUUUAUGACUUAAGUUUGAGAAGAUCAAUUUCAGCUACAUACUCAUCUGAAAAUCAUUAAUGUCAACUGGCUCUGAAAUGUGAAGUAAUAGACAAGAGCAGGAAAAAGAGAUACUUUUGAAAAAGAGUAUAACUGGAUAGAUUAUGAAGUCAAUGAAAGCAAUACUGGUUACCAGGUAAAUUGCAAGCUGAGAAUAAACAAUAAAACUUGUAGUCAUACUUUUGAACUUGAAAAAAAGUCCGUUUUGCUCUCAUGGAAAUAACUUUUUUAAUUUAGUAGACAGGAAAAUUGACUUCAGAUUUCCCUGAGUAUCAUAUACUGUGUUAAUACUUAAUCAAGCAGGCUUAGCACAGUGUACACAUUGUCAGUAGUUUAUGAGCUCCCGCAUAGUGUACAGAGUGUAUGGCCUCCAUAUUAUGCAUUAUGCCUCUGAAUCUCAACUUUUUAUUUGCCAAGUCAGUUAAGUUAUGGACCAAGAGCCAAAUCUCCAUCUGACCCUACAUAAUUUUCAGCAAUAGAACUUUUAUAUUUCAAGUAUGGCUAACAUCUGUUAACUAUUUCAAUGACUUUAUCUUGUUCCAAGAAGCUGUGGUCGAUGGCAAGAUGCCAUAUCCUGGAAACAUAUUACAACCUCCCAUAUUUGUUAUAUGCAUCCAGUUUACCAUACUUUACUUUUUAUCAGUUAAUAGUAAAAAUGAACAUGGUGUGACUCAACUAUUAAGCAAUUGUAAGGUAUGAUUUUUGUCCUGAUGUCUAUGCUACAGUGAUGAGAAUAGAUUAUAUAUGUAUCAUCAUCUAGUUGUAUAAUUUUCAGAUCACUUCCAAAUUGUCCAAGGAAGUAUCAUUAUGAUCCUAAGAAUAUUAAGAUAGUUUUAAAUUCACAAAAUAACUGUUUUUCCCUUGACUCAUGGUGCUUUAACUACAUCACAUGCUUUUCUGGUUGACUUUUCAAACGGUUAUUUUAAAAAUUAAAGUGGCUCAAAUUUUGUCUAUUGGACUAAAUGGUAUUGCCAGAUAUAACAAAAACUAAUAUGUAAAAGAUAGAGAUGAGGAGGAGGAGUACUAUGGCAAAAAAAAACCCAUUUCUGUAACCUAUGCAAAUCACAUGGGAACAGUACUCUUACAUGUGGGUCUGAAAUGUCAGUUCUAGUAUUAAUACAGACUUCUCUAAUAACACUGAGUGAUACUAUCUCUGAAUAAAUUUAAAUAUAAAUUGAAAAAUAAAAGUGAGUGCUGUGGACUUUCUAGGAAAUAUUUAUUAAAACCAUUGAAAUAAAAAGAAGUUCAAGAAA